Adineta steineri is the source of this 2493-nucleotide messenger RNA. The record is from the annotation of a GenBank genome assembly. Lineage: Eukaryota; Metazoa; Rotifera; Eurotatoria; Adinetida; Adinetidae.
AUGGGUGAUAGGAGAAAAUUACAGGGUGAAAUUGACCGUUGUUUAAAAAAAGUAACAGAAGGUGUUGAAACAUUUGAUGAUAUUUGGCAAAAGGUACAUUCAGCACCUAAUCAUAAUCAAAAAGAUAAAUAUGAACAAGAAUUAAAGAAAGAAAUAAAAAAAUUACAACGUUUACGUGAUCAAAUUAAAGCAUGGAUAUCAUCUACAGAAAUCAAAGACAAAAAAUCAUUGCAAGAAGCAAGAAAAAAUAUUGAACUACAAAUGGAAAGAUUCAAGAUAGUUGAAAGAGAAACGAAAACAAAAGCAUAUAGUAAAGAAGGUUUAGGAGCUGGACAAAAAUUAGAUCCACAAGAAAAAGAAAAAGAAGAAUGUAAUCAAUGGAUUGCGGAAGCAAUACAAGAAUUAAAUAUUCAGAUUGAUAAAUUUGAAUCAGAUAUUGAAACAUUAUCAGCAUCUCUUAAAAAGAAAAAAUCUGAUAAAGAUAAACAAGAACGUCUUGAAGAUACCAAACAUUCAAUAGAACGUCAUAAAUUUCAUAUUGAAUCUUUGGAAAAAAUUCUUCGUGCAAUUAAUAAUGAUGCAUUAGAUCUUAAAACUAUACAUAAUUUACGAGCUGAUAUUGAAUAUUAUGUUGAAUCAAAUCAAGAUUCAGAUUUCAAAGAAAAUGAAUUAAUGUAUGAAGAAAUUGAUAUGGAUGAUUUAACAACAUUAAUGGCACCUGUUAUAGCAGUACCAAUAACACAAUCUCAUCCUCCAUCAUUAUCAAAUGGUAGUAGUAUUUUAAAUUCGAAUGCAACAUCUAAUCAUAUUGAUAUUACUUCAUCUUCAAUGAAUAUAAAUUCAUUAACAAAUCAUUCAUCGGAUCGUACAACAACGACGAAUUCAAAUCAUGGUGAUAAUGAAUCUAUGAUAGGUCUUACAACGCCAUCAUCAACACAAGCUAGUUCACCAAGUGCUAGUCCAGCAUUAUCAUUAACAGAUGAUCGAAGACGAAAUAAAUCGGAAUCUGAAGAUAAUCAAUCACAACGCAAUAGAUCGAAUUCAGGUGCAAAUAAUUCAUCAGCAACACAGAUAUCAUCACCAAAAGCUCUUUUACAAUCACAACAGCAAUCACCUAGUCUAUUAUCAUCAACAAAACCAAUCUUAUCAUCAGCUCCAUCAUCAGCUUCAAUACUUUCAACAAGUGCACCACCACAUUUUACAUAUCCUGUGACUACAACAUCAACAUUGCCUGUACUACAAUAUUCAGCAAUUGUUUCACAUAAUACUGUACCAUCUACUUCAACAACAACUACAAGUAGUAAUACAAUCACAUCUAAACAACAACAACAUAUACUUUCUCCACCAACAAAACAACAAUCAAGACAAUUACCAAAUGGAACAGGAUCAAUAUUAAAUACGAAUGAAUCAAUAGUUACUACAACAUCAACUCUACCGAUAUCAUCGGUUACGACGACGGUUACUAAUUCAUCAAAUACGUCUCAUCCACCUUCAUUAUUAUCCACAACGAAUGAUCGAUCAGGUAUAUUAUCUCAACAUAUUCUUAAUAAUAUCUCAUCUCAAAUAAAUGUUCCAUCAUCAUCGUCGCCAAUAACAGCGCCAACAAUUUCAUCGCCAUUAUGUUCAAGUUCAGGAUCAGGUUUAUCAAAUUCAAACAUUCCUCUUGAAUCAUCUCCAUCAUCAUCAUCAAAUGCAAUUGAUCCAGCAAUUGUAUCUCAACAAUCAUCAUUGCUACCAUUACGUACAACUUCAGAGAAUGAUCGUUCAACAAUAAUGAGUAAUGGUUCUUCAGAUGGACAUUCAUUAUUAGAUAAUGCAUAUUCAAAUAUACCCUCGUCAUCAUCAUCAUCAUUAUUUCUAUCAAAUACGAAUUCAAAUAUUGGAGAUAUUCCAGCAACGAAUGGUGGUGUUAUUGGUCAAUUAGCAAGUGGUAUACCAUUGAAUCCUGAUCAUCAUUCACUUCGUUAUAUGUUACCAUCAACAUCAUUAAAUAUUCUUCAUCAACAGACAAUACCAACAGGACGAGUACCAUUAACACAAGCAGAAGUGCGUAUGCUUAGUCGAUUAAAUUCAGCAUAUACGAAAUUACCAUCUUUACUUGAAUCUGAAAGACAAAGAACUAAUGGUAAUCGUAUAUAUGGUCGAAGUUUACUCAGUCAAUCACAAGCUGUUCCAUAUUAUCCACAAACUCCACCAGCGGGUAGUGAUGCACCAGAAUUUUAUUAUCGACUUGCACCUGAUACAUUAUUUUUUGUAUUUUAUUAUAUGGAGGGAACUCGUGCACAAUAUCUAGCUGCUAAAGCUUUAAAACGUCAAUCAUGGCGUUUUCAUACGAAACAUAUGAUGUGGUUUCAAAGACACGAAGAACCCAAAACGAUAACGGAUGAUUAUGAACAAGGUACAUAUAUAUUUUUUGAUUAUGAACGAUGGCAAACACGUAAACGUGACAAUUUUAUAUUUGAAUACAAGUUUUUGGAAGAUCGAGAAUUUUGA